Synchiropus splendidus (mandarinfish) is the source of this 643-nucleotide messenger RNA. RefSeq names its product calnexin-like. The transcript has 6 exons. The record is from RefSeq and is a predicted model, not a curated record. The coding region runs from base 229 to 579 and encodes 116 amino acids. NCBI's taxonomy places the organism in Eukaryota, Metazoa, Chordata, Actinopteri, Syngnathiformes, Callionymidae.
GUUAUUGUGUCUAUCUUACUUACUUGCUGUGGGAAUAUAUUUGCAAAAGCAUUUGUGUUAUACCUUUAAACUCGCCUCUCAUCACCAUGGAAAAUAUAUAAACACACAUUUUGUUUUUGUUGGUUUUCAAGCAGACUUGUGGCCAAAGUCCAACAUCACAUAGAUGAGAGGUUUCAGGAAGUGAGUUUCGAGACUUGGUGAAACAGAGAAUCGCCGUGGUGUACAGAAAUGGCACUCAGCUUUGCGUUGCUGCUUGCCACUGUCACACCUGUCACUGCUGCCGAAAAGACAGGUAUCAUUGAAAGCCUUCUGCAGGCAACGAUCCAGCGCCCCUGGCUGUGGUCGGUCUAUGUCUUCAGCGUCGGACUUCCAAUUAUUCUAUUCAUCAGUUUCAUGUGGCCUGACAAGAGGUUCGGGCCUCCUGAUCAACAGUAUUACUACAAAAAGUCUGAUGACAUUCAACCAGACGACCCCGAGGUGUCUCGUGCCACCAAGUCGACAGAUGUCACGGGUAACGACAAACCAAAGAAGACAGUAUUAAGAAGAAAAGACGCUCAUGGUGACCAGAGGAAGUCUUAGAUUGACUGCAGCUUUGAUGUUCUUGUGACAACAUAAAAUUAGGCCAAUAAAACAUUUGACUGUG